AUGGUGCGCUUCAACACGGAUACGGAUCUCCCUGAUCUUACCGGCAAGGUCAUUCUCGUCACCGGGGGCAACGUCGGCCUCGGCAAGGAGACCAUCACCCAGUUCAGCAAACACAACCCUGCCCACAUCUAUCUCGCCGCCAGGAACGAGUCCAAGGCCCUGGCCGCCAUCCAAGACAUCAAAAAGACAGUGCCCAAUGCCGCCCCCAUCACCUUCCUCGAGGUCGACCUGACGUCGUUCGAGAGCGUCAAACGCGCCGCCAGCGAGUUCCGGUCCAAGUCCGAGACGCUGCACAUCCUCGUCAACAACGCGGGCAUCAUGGCCUGGCCGCCCGGCACCACCAAGGAGGGGUACGAGAUCCAGUUCGGCACAAACCACAUGGGCCACGCCCUCUUGACCAAGCUGCUGCUGCCCACCCUGCAGCACACCGCCAAGACCGGCCCGGAUAAGGAUGUGCGCAUCGUCUCGCUUUCCUCCAUGGCCGAGAGCUGGGUCCCCAGCGACCUCUACAACUUCGCCGACCUCAAGACCGACAUGGCAUCGGUCGGGACCUGGGCCCGAUACGGCGCCUCCAAGGUCGCCAACAUCCACCAUGCCAAAGCGCUCGCCAAGCGGUACCCCGAGAUCCGCUGCGUGGCCGUCCACCCGGGCGCUGUGAGCACGAACCUUGUCAGCGGUCCCGCCGCCAGCUGGCCCAUCAUCAAGCCCCUCAUCGGCUUCGCCUCGUGGCUCGCCUUCUCGUCCGUCUCCAACGGCGCCAAGAACCAGAUCUGGGCCUCGGUCAGCCCAGACGCUGAAACCGGCGUCUUCUACUGGCCGGUGGGUGUCAAGGGAAGGGACUCCAAGCACGCAAAGGACGAGGACCUGAGCGAGAAGCUGUGGGAGUGGACUGAGAAGGAGCUGGAAGCGUAUGCUUGA
Molecule: messenger RNA, 918 nt
Organism: Colletotrichum destructivum
Lineage: Eukaryota; Fungi; Ascomycota; Sordariomycetes; Glomerellales; Glomerellaceae
Product: Putative short-chain dehydrogenase/reductase SDR, NAD(P)-binding domain superfamily
Exons: 1
Coding region: 1-918 (305 amino acids)
Source: RefSeq, a predicted model, not a curated record